CACUGCCCCAUCGCUCUCCCUCCCCUCUGCUACCCUUCUUCCUCUCUGCUAUCCUCCUUCCGCUAGCCUCCCCCUCCCCGCGCAGGCAGCCUGUCUGCGUCUGCCAUCAUGGCUCAGCCCGUAGUGCAGACAAUCCAUCGGGAUCCCGCCCUCUUCUGGUGGAUUCUACUGCCCAUCACAGUGGUCAUGGUCCUGACGGGCAUCCUUCGCCAUUACGCCAUGAUCCUGCUCCAGAGCGCGCCCAAGAAGCAGGCGCUCCCCCAGAUCCGCCAGCAGCGCUCUCUUGUGCGCGGCAUUAACCUCCGUGCGAACGCAAAUGUAUUGUCGCCGAUCUCGUUCCAGGCAAGGAAGGCGUACAUGGUGUCCGCAUAUCAGGAAGGAAAGUUUCUAGCCGACCCCGAAGGGAGGGGCAAGCCCCGUCCGAAUCCUAUGUCCGACCCGGCCGCCAUGGAAGGAAUCAUGGGCAUGAUGAAGGGCAAUAUGGCCAUGAUGGUCCCCCAAACCCUGAUCAUGGGCUGGAUCAACGCAUUUUUCUCAGGCUUCGUGAUAAUGAAACUUCCCUUUCCAUUGACGCCACAAUUCAAAUCCAUGCUGCAGUCUGGGGUUGGGACUCGCGAUCUGGACGUGCGGUGGGUCUCCAGUUUAUCGUGGUACUUUCUCACAUUGUUUGGGCUCCAGCCCGUCUACAAUUUCAUCCUGGGAAGCAACAAUUCCGCAAAUCAGGUCACCCAGCAGAUGGGGCAAAUGAAUCCAGGGGCAGGCAUGAUGGGCCCCGAGCAGGACCCCGACAAGCUGUUCUUGAACGAAGCCGAGAACCUCGAGGUCAUGGAGCAUCGGUGGAUUCUAGAGGGUGUUGAGGACCGCCUACUGGCCAAGUUCGCAAUAUGAGGGAGAUGAGCUCAUUCUCCAAGUGUCACGGGUGUUUGGUGGACGGCAACGGACGGGCCCCACCAGAAAACAUAACCCUGGUGCCCUGAAUGCUGACAAGUAUCAUCCCGCGCUCUUGCGGUGCCUGAUCCGCGCUGCCGGCCAAAGAUAGCCAAAUUCUAUGACAGAUCUUAUAUGUACACCAGUUCGGUCCUCCCGUCCCA
Messenger RNA from Lindgomyces ingoldianus, 1091 nucleotides. RefSeq lists its product as uncharacterized. Bases 109 to 888 code for a protein of 259 amino acids. The transcript is spliced from 5 exons. Gene Ontology annotation, biological process: protein folding in endoplasmic reticulum. NCBI's taxonomy places the organism in Eukaryota, Fungi, Ascomycota, Dothideomycetes, Pleosporales, Lindgomycetaceae. The record is from RefSeq and is a predicted model, not a curated record. Gene Ontology annotation, cellular component: EMC complex; membrane.